GUUUUUGCCUGUUAAAUCAAAUCACAUAAGUGCUUACGUUAUGACAAGUCAGUCUCAUGCAACUUCAACGAAAGACAUUAAUAAUUCCACGUAUAUAUUAAAGUGAGACUCAUGCAUUUAAUCUCAGAUAAGAGCUGAAAGAAACCAAUCUCCAUUUCUCUGUUUCUUCGAAGCAUUUUCACAAAUGGGUCAGCUUCAUUUUUUCUUCUUUCCUAUGAUGGCUCAAGGCCACAUGAUUCCUACACUUGACAUGGCCAAGCUCGUUGCUUCUCGUGGUGUUAAAGCCACUAUAAUCACAACCCCUCUCAAUGAAUCUGUUUUCUCUAAAGCUAUUGAGAGAAACAAACAUUUGGGUAUCGAAAUCGAAAUCCGUUUGAUUAAAUUCCCAGCUGUGGAGAACGAUUUGCCUGAAGACUGUGAGCGUCUUGAUCGGAUCCCUUCUGAUGACAAACUCCCAAACUUCAUUAAAGCUGUAGCUAUGAUGAAAGAAUCAUUAGAGCAGCUUAUUGAAGAAUGUCGCCCAAAUUGUCUUGUUUCUGAUAUGUUCCUUCCUUGGACAACUGAAAGUGCAGCAAAGUUUAAUAUUCCGAGAAUUGUUUUCCACGGCACAAGUUACUUUGCCCUUAGUGCUAACGAUAGCAUCAGGCGUAAUAAGCCUUUCAAGAAUGUUUCCUCUGAUUCUGAAAUUUUUGUUGUACCGGAUUUGCCUCACGAAAUCAAGCUGACUAGAACACAAUUGUCUCCGUUUGAGCAAUCGGACGAAGAGACAGGUAUGUCUCGCUUGGUAAAAGCUGUCAGGGAAUCGGAUUCGAAGAGUUAUGGAGUUAUCUUCAACAGCUUCUAUGAGCUUGAAUCAGAUUAUGUUGAACAUUACACCAAGGUUGUGGGUAGAAAAAAUUGGGCUAUUGGCCCGCUUUCGUUGUGCAACAGGGACAUUGUAGAUAAAGCUGAAAGAGGGAGGGAUUCCUCUAUCGAUAUACACGAGUGCUUGAAAUGGCUUGAUUCGAAGAAAUCCAGCUCCAUUGUUUACGUUUGUUUUGGAAGCGUAGCAAAUUUCACUACAUCACAGAUGCAAGAACUUGCUAUGGGACUUGAAGCUUCUGGACAAGAUUUCAUUUGGGUUGUUAGAACAGAUAAUGAAGAUUGGUUGCCUGAAGGAUUCGAAGAAAGAGCGAAAAGAAAAGGAUUAAUUAUAAGAGGAUGGGCACCCCAAGUGCUGAUUCUUGAUCACGAAGCUAUUGGAGCUUUCGUGACUCAUUGUGGAUGGAAUUCGAUGCUUGAAGGAAUAUCAGCAGGGUUGCCAAUGGUGACAUGGCCAGUUUUUGCGGAGCAAUUCUUCAAUGAGAAGUUGGUGACUGAGGUUAUGAGAACUGGGGCUGGCGUUGGUUCGGUGCAAUGGAAUAGAACAGCUAGUGAAGGAGUGAAAAGAGAAGCAAUAGCCAAGGCAAUAAAGAGAGUAAUGGUGAGUGAAGAAGCAGAGGGAUUCAGAAGCAGAGCUAAAUCGUAUAAGGAAAUGGCAAGACAAGCUAUUGAAGAAGGAGGAUCAUCUUACACUGGAUGGACUGCAUUGCUACGAGAUAUUAGUUCAUAUAGUUCCACAGGUCAUUAACUAGUGAUUGGAAAAAAAAAACAUACAUGUUUUUUAUAAUCUGUGUUUGUACGUUUUCUGUUUGCUAAUUUGAGCAUUACCGUUUGUCACUUCUAAUAAAAUUAAUGACAUUGUAAAGAAUAUUUCAGCCCAAGAAUGAUCAAAAUUCAAUAAUAUUAUCAAGUA
Solanum dulcamara is the source of this 1774-nucleotide messenger RNA. RefSeq names its product scopoletin glucosyltransferase. The record is from RefSeq and is a predicted model, not a curated record. NCBI's taxonomy places the organism in Eukaryota, Viridiplantae, Streptophyta, Magnoliopsida, Solanales, Solanaceae. The coding region runs from base 185 to 1609 and encodes 474 amino acids. Gene Ontology annotation, molecular function: UDP-glycosyltransferase activity. The transcript has a single exon.